AUGACUUCUUUCUCACUAAUUUCCAAGCUAACCCUUAAAAAUUUAAAUAAAAAAACUACACUUUAUGUUUGGGUUAUUAACAUUAAUGAAAAAGGCAAUUCAUUGUGGUUCAUUACUGGUCAGGACAGUAGUGGUUGUAUCCAAAUUGUAGUUAAAAAUAAAGAAUUAAUUUCACAACUAAAAGACAUAAAAAAAGGCGAUUUGUUAAAAAUAGGAGGUAUCAUUAAAAUAAAAAAAGGCGAAAAAGUCUCAAAGAAAGAAGCAGAAUUAGAAAUUGAAUUGACUAAAUUUCAAUUAAUUAAUGCUAAUAGUUCUAAUAAAGAUCUUCCCUUUCCCUUUGUUAAUGUUAAAGAGGAUAAUAAAUAUCGCUAUCGUUAUUUAGAUUUGCGCAAUUCUAGUAGUAAGAAAUUACUGCUUAUUAAAAAUAAAUUUUGUUAUGAAUUAAGAAAUUUUUUUCACAAAAAGGGGUUUAUUGACAUCGAAACCCCAAUUUUGUCUCAAAGUUCCCCCGAAGGUGCUAAAUGUUUUGUAGUUCCUUCCAAUCUUAAAGGUCGUUAUUAUACUUUGCCUCAAUCACCCCAAGUUUUUAAGCAGUUAUUAAUGGUUGGCGGUCUGGGAAAAUAUUAUCAAAUUGCUAAAUCUUUCCGGAAUGAGGAUGCCCGUAGUAAUCGGCAAAUUGAAUUUUCUCAAUUAGAUUUAGAGUUAAGUUUUACUUCAGUAAAAGAAAUUAAAAAACUGGUUGAAAAGUUUCUCAAAACGGUUUUAAAAAAAACUUUUGGCUACCAAAUAAAAACUCCUUUUCUCGCUUUAACCUACCAAGAAUAUAACCAAGAAACUAAAAAAUAUGAAACCUUCCGGCAUCCUUUCACUAUUCCACAAAAAAAGUAUAUUAAACCUUUGCUGAAUAACCAAGUUAAACCAGAAAAAGUAAUUUGCGAGGCUUUUGAUUUAGUUCUGAAUGGGGAGGAAAUACUAAGCGGCAGUAUCCGGAUUCACCAUGCCGAAUUACAAUCCAAGGUAUUGGAAAUAUUAGGGUAUAACCAAGAGCAAAGAGUAAAAAAUUUUGGUUAUUUUUUACAAGCCUUAGAAUUUGCCGCACCCCCACACGGAGGAAUCGGCCUUGGAAUUGACCGCCUAUUAGCCACCAUUUUACAAGUCAAAAGUUUAAAAGAACUAAUUGCAUUUCCUAAAAAUAUUGAUGGCACCUGUUCUUUAACCGGAACUCCUGAUCUGAUAGCGGAUUCUCUUUAA
Funneliformis geosporum is the source of this 1251-nucleotide messenger RNA. The record is from the annotation of a GenBank genome assembly. NCBI's taxonomy places the organism in Eukaryota, Fungi, Glomeromycota, Glomeromycetes, Glomerales, Glomeraceae.